This is a messenger RNA of Xiphias gladius (swordfish), 6045 nucleotides long. It is a transcript of the gene epha8, whose product is annotated as eph receptor A8. Lineage: Eukaryota; Metazoa; Chordata; Actinopteri; Istiophoriformes; Xiphiidae. Gene Ontology annotation, cellular component: neuron projection; plasma membrane. The transcript is spliced from 23 exons. The record is from RefSeq and is a predicted model, not a curated record. Gene Ontology annotation, molecular function: ATP binding; protein binding; transmembrane-ephrin receptor activity. Gene Ontology annotation, biological process: axon guidance; cell surface receptor protein tyrosine kinase signaling pathway; protein phosphorylation. Bases 88 to 3078 code for a protein of 996 amino acids.
GAGGGUGAGUGAGGGCGAGGGAGUAAGAGAGGAGAGAGGGAGAGAGAGAGGCAGAGGGAGACUGGCGGGGUGUACCGGGAGAACACCAUGGCUUCAGAUCCGGGGCUGGCUGCGAUGCUGCUAUGGACUAUAUCACUCCAGGCUGUGGGCACGGCGGGAACUAACAGCAACGAAGUGAAUCUACUGGACACGACAACGAUCACAGGAGACUGGGGCUGGCUAACGUAUCCGUCGCAUGGGUGGGAUGCCAUUAAUGAGAUGGACGAGUACUUCAGUCCCAUCCACACGUACCAGGUCUGUAACGUGAUGAGUCCCAGCCAGAACAACUGGCUGAGGACGGGCUGGAUCCCUCGAGAGGGAGCCAGGAGGAUCUACAUUGAGGUCAAGUUCACCCUGAGAGACUGCAACAGCAUGCCCGGAGUACUGGGCACCUGCAAGGAAACCUUCAACCUGUACUACUACGAGUCUGACAGAGCGGCAGGCUCGGCCAUACGAACAGCAGUGAACCAGUUCAUUAAGAUUGAUACCUGGGAGUGGGAUCUGGGAGGGGGUAGACGUAGACUUCAACUCAACACAGAAGUGCGAGGUGUGGGCCCUCUAAACAGACGAGGCUUCUACCUGGCCUUCCAGGACAUAGGUGCCUGCAUUGCCCUCACCUCGGUGCGGGUCUACUACAAACGCUGUGUGGGUGUGAGCCGUAACCUGGCCGUGUUCACCGAUGUCGUGACGGGUGCCGACUCGUCCUCUCUGGUGGAGGUCAGGGGUCAAUGUGUGGAUCAUGCCGAGGAGAGGGACACGCCCAAGAUGUACUGCAGUGCCGAGGGAGAGUGGCUGGUUCCCAUUGGGAGGUGUGUGUGUUCCGCUGGAUUCGAAGAGCACAGAGACUCCUGCGUGGCCUGUGAGGUGGGUUUCUAUAAGCCGGUGGCAGGUGAUGGCCUGUGCGGUAAAUGUCCUCAACACAGCCAUUCAGAGGCCAGAGCUGCCCUCAACUGCCCCUGCGAUUCCAACUACUAUCGAGCGACAGAUGACCCACCAGCAGCUCCAUGCUCCCGCCCUCCAUCUGCUCCAGUAAACGUCAUUUCCUCGGUCAAUGGGACGUCUGUGAAUUUGGAGUGGGAUCGCCCUCUGGAUACUGGAGGCCGCAGCGACCUGCAGUACAGCGUGUUGUGUCAGAAAUGCUCAGGGGAAGGGGGGUCCUGCGAGGACUGCCGUUCGGGCACUGCAGCAGUGCGCUUCAUCCCCCGCCAGACCGGGUUGACAGAGCCCUGGGUGACAGUGCUCAAUCUGGUGGCCCACACCAACUACUCCUUCCGCAUCCUGGCCAUGAAUGCAGUGACGCACGUGAGCAAUGAGCCAUCACUAUAUGCCUCGGUCAACAUCACAACAAACCAGGCAGCCCCGUCUGAAGUGUUAGCCAUCCGCCAGGAGAACACCAGUCAGAACAGCGUGACUCUGCUGUGGCAUGAACCCAACCAGCCCAACGGAGUAAUUCUGGAAUACGACAUCAAGUACUAUGAGAAGGAUAAUGAAGAGCAGAGUUACUCCACUCUGAAGUCUAAAAAUACGAGUGCCCGAGUGUCAGGGCUGAAGCCGGGAACUAAGUACAUCUUCCAGGUCCGAGCCAGAACGUCAGCGGGCUGUGGACGCUUCAGCCAAAAUGUGGAGAUUCAGACCGGGAAAGCAGCUCCUCUGCGCUACAACACUAUGACCAUCUUAUGGAUCUGCAUGGCCCUGGUGUCCGGCCUAGUCGCCUUUCUGGCCAUCAUCAUCUGCAGGAAACGACACUGUGGCUACAGCAAAGCCUUCCAGGACUCUGAUGAGGAGAAGAUGCAUUACCAGAAUGGUCACGGUAUGUUUGACCCAUUUCUCAAUUAUUACCAUAUCUUAGUGUCAUUCCCCGACGCAAGGUUCUAUAUCGACCCGCACACAUACGAGGACCCCUGCCAGGCGGUCCACGAGUUUGCCCGAGAAAUUGAAGCUUCCAGGAUCAAAAUAGAGAAAAUCAUUGGUUCAGGGGAAUUUGGGGAGGUGUGUUACGGGCGUAUGAGGCUCCCAGGGAAAAGAGACAUCCCAGUGGCCUUGAAGACCCUGAAGGCAGGAUACACAGAGAAGCAGAAGAGGGACUUCCUGGCCGAGGCGUCCAUCAUGGCCCAGUUUGACCACCCCAACGUCAUCCGCCUGGAGGGAGUGGUAACCCAGAGCAAACCGGUGAUGAUCAUCACAGAGUACAUGGAGAAUGGCUCUCUGGACUCCUUCCUCAGGAGACACGAUGGCCAGUUUACCAUCAUCCAGCUGGUGGGGUUGCUGCGCGGCAUUGCGGCCGGUAUGACCUACCUGUCUGACCUGGGCUACAUCCACCGAGACCUGGCCGCCCGCAACAUCCUAGUCAACAGCAACCUGGUGUGUAAGGUGUCUGACUUUGGCCUGUCCCGGGUGCUGGAGGAUGACCCCGAUGCUGCAUACACCACCAGUGGCGGGAAAAUCCCAAUCCGCUGGACAGCCCCAGAGGCCAUCGCCUACAGGAAGUUCUCUUCCUCCAGCGACGUGUGGAGCUACGGCGUGGUCAUGUGGGAGGUGAUGUCCUAUGGAGAGCGACCAUACUGGAACCUCACCAACAGAGAUGUGAUCAAAUCUGUGGAAGAGGGCUACAGGCUGCCUGCUCCCAUGGGCUGCCCUGCUGCUCUACACACACUCAUGCUGGACUGCUGGCAGAAGGAUCGCAACGAGAGGCCACGCUUUUGCCAGAUAGUCACUGUUCUUGACAAGCUAAUCCGCAACCCAGAGAACCUGAAGUCUAUGGACACGCUCUGCAGUCCUCCGCUGAUGGAGAGAGCUAUUCCCGACUUCAGUAGCUGUAACUCAGUAGACGAGUGGCUGGACACCAUAAAGAUGGGCCGCUACAAGGACCACUUUGCAGCAGGGGGGUACCACACUCUAGGACACGUCAUAGGCAUGAACCAAGGGGACAUCCAGAGGCUCGGUGUGACGCUGAUGGGCCACCAGAAGAAGAUCAUGACCAGUGUCCAGCUGAUGAGGGCACAGGUCCUCAACAAGAGUGUGCCGUCAGUACACGUAUAACUCCAAUGCUGAGGUUUCUUUCUACUGAAAUCUAGAAACCUAGUCUUCUAUAAGGUCUAGAGGGACUCCGUGGGGAACAAGAUGAUCAGAUAAAAGGGAAAAGAUAUUUGGGAACUUUACGAGACUUUUUCCUCGAGAGAUUGAAGAACAAAACGUGAAAGGUUUUAACUAUGGAGCAAGUAAACAUGACUUCUUAAGGACAAGUCCGACCUUUCAUUUUUUUCGUAUCCGAUUACAUUUCUGAGUUUAAAUGUCUUGUUUAUAAAUGGAAAGACUGCCUUAAUUACCACAAAUUAUUUUAAUUUUAUUGUCUACAAAGAGAAGAUAAUUUAUCAAUCAAGAAUUUAUCAGAGUACUAUGAUUUACUGAACCAGGCAAUAGCAAGAGUACAUGGAGUGAUGUAUAGGGUGGAGGGGAGGAUUUGGGUGUUUUCAAAUGUUGAUGACACUCGCUGCCUCUCCUGCAGUAACAGCUGGAGGAGAAUGACGCCCAGAAUGAGGCUCAAGUCAGAAAAAGUGGAGAAAAGUGAGAUUGGGCUCACCUGUGUUGCCAUCUCCAGAGUGGAGAAGACCUAUUUCACCCUAGGCUAUUAAUACCAAUAUCCAGGCACGUUUCUCCGUGGUCCAACCUUGAUGAAUGACCCCAAGAGAGCCCUAGAGCCCUCUGCCCAGUCUGAAGCUGCGCGGCGCACAACUAAUGUACUAGGAAGAGGUAUAUGAUUGAGUUACAGUGCACUUUAUUCUACAAUCUCUCUGUGUUGUAAAGGCUUUGCAGUUGUGUCACAAAUCUCCUUGUAGCCACAACUGGAACCAGGAUGUUGGCCUGUUAAAGAAUUAGCUAUUUGAAUAUACUACAUAAACAAUAAAUAACUAUACAUUAUAAAACCCAAGAAGAAAAAGAGAUAUCUAAAAUUCAUUAUUGUUAUAUGUAGCUUGCUCUUGACAUUUCUUUUUAAAUUUCCUUCGCUGUAAGAGUAAACUGAAAGGACAAUAUAUUUGAAUUACAUAUGUGUUUAGAUAUGCAUACAAAAUCAUUUUGGCCAUUUCAAAUAUUGUCAUAAAUAACGCAUCAGAUGCAUUUUCAGUAUGUUUGGGGACGUGUUACCAAAUGCACUGCUAUUUAAAAUGCAUUUCAGAUUGGGUUUAAAUGUAGAGUAAAUACAUUUUAAAUGCUUUUCAAGUAAAUCAAACCUAUUUCAACUUUGAGUGAAAAAAUGUAUUCUUGACCUUGGAAAGAGCAGUUUGAUGAACUAACCUUCACUACAGGUUCACUUAUUAGUCCCUCCCUUUACUGGAGAAGAAUAUGAGUGGGGGUUAAAGGCCCCAGAAAAAGAAAGAAAGAUUAUUUUGUCAAAUUAUUUGAGUUCUAUUGUUUUCUAGAUCAAAUAUAUUUGAAAAAAGCAGAAAAAAAAUUUAAAUAUAUUAUUUAAUACAAAAAAAUAUAAUGCUUUCACAGCAUGUCAAGCUACAUGCUUUUCCUCUUUUACUUUCAAAUGCAGAUAUACAUUUUUAAGGAGUUUUUGAAAUUCAUUAGCAAGAUCCCAUAUAUUGGAAAUGUAUGAUGGCCAAAAUUAUCCUGGCUUAAUCUUAACAUUUGUUUUUUUCAGUUGUGUCUGCUAACUAAGUAGCUAGCAGCAAACUCAUUAAAGCAAAGCAGCUGCUAUUAAUGUUAACUGACAACUAGACGCUAACUCUAGCUUCUACUACAUUGUUUAAGUAAAGUUUACAACAGGAGAGUGCUAAUUAGCGAAGCAAUAUAUUGGUUUGUUAGCUAAUCUGUGCUAAAAAUAUCUAAAUAGCAAAUCAGUCACAUGCAUUUGUGAAAAAAUAUUAAUUAAAAGCUGCAAAAAAUGUCUUUAUGUGCUGAAAUCUGUUACGACAUUGAACAACGCCUGUUAACAGUGAUUGUAAAGGCCUCCAAAAUGGCUGCUAGUGUCCCACCAAGCACCCAAUGUCGGCUAAAUCUAUUCUCUCUUGGGACCGUCAUUAAACAAAAAAACAGUUGAAAAUUUGGCAGUGGUCUGUUAGUUUAUAUCACAAUUUAUCCUGAAGCACUCCAUGACUGCCAAACCUGUGAAAAUUCGAAAAACAUAUUUCCUUAAAUAAUCUCCCUUAAAUGUUAAUCCUUGAAAUUCCUUAAAUAUUAAUCGAAUAUUAAUAUACUGUUCGUCUCUUUAGCUUUCUACCAAAAUUAGACAUAUAUUAGGGAGGAUCAUCUAGUAUCCCCGAGUUAGUAUUUCAACAUCUGCGUAAUAUUUUGCCAGGAGGGGUGUGUUACACCUGAAAGCCCUCUUAUUCUCUUGGCAUUUAGGAACAAAAUGGUACAGGAGUUUGUUUAUUAUUUGGAACUUACUUUUGUGAUCAAAGUCGGCACUAAUACUACUCAGUGCAAUAAUUCUGUACCCCAGAGUACAUAUCUGAACACAUUUUUAUUGUGAAUGCUGGGAAUAUAGUACACAUAAGCUACGCAGACUGUAAAAUAAAGUGUAACUUCUGAUUAAAUGUGAUUACACUGUUUGCCUCAGUGUUGAUGAAAGACAAACAUGUAAGUAGAAUGUUUAUAUCUAAAUGCUCUCAAAAGUACAUAAUCAGCCCUAAUUUAUACCCCUCCUCUGUGCCAUCAAGAGAAUGUCUUUUUUCUUGUGCACCUCGGUAGGUUUUCCUCUAGAUGGUUGAUGUCAGUUUUUAUUAGAGAAGAACCUCAUGAUAUUUCUUGAAUAUGUAUUAUAGUGACAUUUCACUACUGGUUUCAAAAGAUACCUUUUUUCUUUAAGAUGCUUUUGAAGACACUGGACUUGACUGAAAACCCAUAUUUUAUAAAGUUAGGACAUGUUUUUGCUAGAUGAAUUGAUUUAUAAUGUAUACAGCAAGUUCAGUCACUGGAAGGAAGAAAAAAAAACUACAACAAGCAGUUUUAUUCACUUUCAUUAUUUAUUCAUGUUCAUUUGUUUUCCAAAUAAUACAACUC